CCAAAGUUUAGCUCGAUGAAAGUUAUUACUUUCUACCUACAAGUCAUGAUUGCUGUAGUGUCUCAUUACUUUGCAUCAUCUGAGUAGUGUUCUUGUGUGAUGAAAGCACUCCCCAAAGAGUCAAAGUGACAUCAUCCUUCGACAGUGGGUGGCAAAAGAGAGGGACAGGCAAAGCUUACAACAGCCGAUCUGGUAAAUAGCUCCUAUAAUAAAUAUUCUGUGACUACAUUUAAUAUCUGUGAAAAUAUUUAAACCAAUUUUUGUUUUCUUUCAGGCCAUGCAUCUUUGGUAGGAUUUCGUUCAAAGAGGAUUCUGGCAUUUGGUCACAGAUCAAUAGACUGUCGAUUUUGUCUCCUUGGUCAUCCUAAAGGAGACCAUGAUUGUAGAAGAAACCACAUUGGUAGUGCCAAAUCAAUGGAGCCCCAGCUUGCUGUUGACCUGAUAACAAGAAACGCCUCAAUGGCAGAAGCUGGUGUGGUGGUGGGGACUCUCAUAGGAGAUGAUGACUCCAGUUCUAUUCAGUCAGUGAGACGUGAGAGUGACAUUCCUGUCGAAAAGUGGUCUGAUCUGAACCACAUCAAGAAAGCUUUUUCCACUGCUCUCUUCAACCAACAUGUCCCAGACAAGACUCGUGUGGCAUUAUGUGUGGCCUUCAGUUAUGCGAUCACACAGAAUCAGUGGAAUCCUGAAGGUGUCAGAGCCGCUUUAUUGAAUAUUGAAUGUCACUUCUAUGGAGAGCACGAUGGUUGUGGCGAGUGGUGCAAGUACAAUGAAGAUCCAGUCAAUUACAAGCACAAGGGCCUUCCUUAUGGGAAGCCACUAUCUUGUGUUGAAUUCAGACCUAAGCUUGCAGCACUGCUUGGUCGCUUUGCAGCAAAUGCUGAAAAAAUUGCUCCUUGUGCCUCAUCUCAGGCUAACGAGAACUUCAAUAAUAUAGUUGCUACUAAAAAUCCUAAAUUUAAGCACAAUUGUUCUUCGGAGGCAUUCCCUUUUAGACUAGCAGGAGCAGUGUGUCAGAAAAACAUAGGCAAACAGUAUGUGAUGAGUGUCUACAGAAAGCUUGGAUUGUCUCCUGGUGAACUAACUGAAAAAUUUAGGUUGAGAAGUGAUGUGAAAAGAUUGGCUCGUUCAGCCCGCCAAAGCACCAAAGAGUACAAAACCAGAAGAUUGUUUUGGGGAAAGAACAAACGCAGGAAGGCCACUGCGCAGGAAAACAGGGAAGGUGUUACUUAUUCAUCUGGUUGUGAACUCAAUGGCAUUGCAGACUUAGCUGAUGACCCCAAUGUAAUGAACCGGCCAGAUAUUUCAGAGAAUGCAUGCCCCGUCUUUUUUGAUUUAGAAACUACUGGCUUGAACACACUGACAUGUGAAAUUCUUCAGAUAGCCGCUCGAUCUGGUGAAAAAGAUUACUCUGCUUAUAUAUUGCCACAGAAAGCCAUUCCAUCAAAGGUUACUACUAUUACUGGGCUACAGUCUCAUGGACUCGAGAUGUAUUAUCAUGAUGAGAAGGUGGACACUGUGCCCUUGAGAGUGGCUAUGAGUGGCUUUGUUUCUUUCCUCAAAGAACAAGGCGCAUCGGUUAUUCUCAUAGCUCACAAUGCACUAAGAUUUGAUGCUCUCAUCAUCUUGAGAGUUAUGAGGGAGCUGAAGAUAAUGGAUGAAUUUUUAGAUGUCUGUGGUGGCUUUGUUGACACGCUUCACCUUUUUCCAGAGAAGGUACCUGGCUUGAAAAGCUACCAGCAGACAUCGGUGGCAGCUCAAUUUAAUAUUUCAACAACCAAUGCACACAACGCCCUGGGUGAUGUCGUAGUACUACAAGCUAUCGUUGACCGAAUUGGUGUGUCUCGUUUUGACCUUGUGCGACAUCUGAAGACGGCAGGAUCGAUUGUGGAAGGUGUGCAGCAGACUGCAAAGAGAAAAAUGAAUGAACAGUCUCUCACUUGUUUGAAGCCAGCUGUGAGUGCUCAUAUGGUUAAGAAAAUUGCUACAGCUGGAAUCACUCUAGGUAUGCUGCAGGAGACCUUCGUUAAAGGUGGCAGUGAUGCUGUGGCAUUUUUACUAUCACAAGAUGUUGGUGGUGCGCCCAAAGUAACAAAACAGAAAACUAAAUUGAUGGCGGUAGCUCAGGCAGUAGAGAAGACUUUGUGAAGACUGUUUGCAUACACAAAAUUGUGUAAUACAUUACUCCAGGUUUCUAAUCUGAAUUUUUUCUA
Thrips palmi is the source of this 2213-nucleotide messenger RNA. RefSeq lists its product as uncharacterized. The record is from RefSeq and is a predicted model, not a curated record. Gene Ontology annotation, biological process: DNA catabolic process. Gene Ontology annotation, molecular function: 3'-5'-DNA exonuclease activity; nucleic acid binding. The coding region runs from base 415 to 2148 and encodes 577 amino acids. The transcript is spliced from 5 exons. Lineage: Eukaryota; Metazoa; Arthropoda; Insecta; Thysanoptera; Thripidae. Gene Ontology annotation, cellular component: cytoplasm.